This is a messenger RNA of Sinocyclocheilus anshuiensis, 5599 nucleotides long. Its product is annotated as histone deacetylase 7-like. Bases 233 to 2704 code for a protein of 823 amino acids. The transcript is spliced from 24 exons. Gene Ontology annotation, biological process: negative regulation of transcription by RNA polymerase II; epigenetic regulation of gene expression. The record is from RefSeq and is a predicted model, not a curated record. Gene Ontology annotation, molecular function: histone deacetylase activity. Gene Ontology annotation, cellular component: histone deacetylase complex. Lineage: Eukaryota; Metazoa; Chordata; Actinopteri; Cypriniformes; Cyprinidae.
GCUUCAGACAUUUGGGGAAUCGUGAAACAAGUUGUUCCCGCAAAGAGGCAUUGCCAACUUAGUGUAAGUAGACUCUAAAUGAACAGAGGAAACAGAAAGAGGCUGUUUCACUAAGAGCCUUGACAUUCCUGCCCUCCCGUGUUCACUCCUUCACGUCUUUUGUUGUGGACACCUGGACACCGUGAGACAUUAUAUUAUGGACAUAGAGACGCUGUAGAGCCCGACACGCUGCAUGUACGCUCGACUUGCUGAUGGAAGUUGUGCAUUGGGACUGAUCGUCGAGUCAGAUCAGAGAGACACUCACUGCUGGGGAGUGACAGCAGAAGACUCUGUGUCGUCUCCCACGGGCCCCGCCCCCAUGGACCUGCGUGUAGGUGAGCGUCUGGUGCGUCCGGGUUCGAACCCGGCCUUCCUGUCCCCUCUGCACCCCCCUCUGCUGAUCGGCCCCUUCAGUCCACAGCACUGUUCCCAGUACAGCCAGCAGCAGCUGCAGCGCAUACAGUCAUAUAACAUGGAGCAGCAUCUACGAGACCAGGAACUAGCGAAACAACAACUACAGCAACUUAAAAACAAGGACAAGAGUCAACAGAGUGCUGUUGCCAGUGCGUUGGUGAAGCAGAAACUGGCGCAAGUGAUUCUGAAGAAGCAGAAGGCGGUGCUGGAGAGGACCAACUCCAACCCUCUGAGCAGCCCGUCCGUUGCCUACCGGGAGUUGGUUCCAGAUCCCGGCGCUCCUGUACAGCCGCUCCUGUCCUCCACAAAACCAGCUCUCAGCGAAGGGCCUGACGAACCACCCCUGAGACGAGCAACCUCAGAGCCCAACCUGAAGGUGAAGCAUAAGUUAAAGAAGCACCUGAACACCCGUAAGAGCCCGCUGACCCGCAAAGAGAGCGCGCCACCUGCCGUCAAACACCGCGUCCCUGAUACGCUGGACUCGUCCCCCAGCAGCAGCAGCACUCCAGUGUCCGGCUGCAGCUCCCCAAACGACAGUCUGCCCAACGAGAACGGAGUGCUGCCCGCCACCGCCAGCCUGUCCCAUGAGGCUCAGAGGCUGCUGUUGCAGGACGGCUCUUUAACUCACUUCACAGUGCAGAAUCCCUCCGGUCUCCCCACCAUCACGCUCGGCCUCCCCGCCAACACCAAGGUGGAGAGUGAGCUGGGCUCGCUGAAGCUGGGUCGUGUGUCGGGUGCGUCUCCGGUGCUGUUUCCUCUGGGUGUGGAAGAGCAGAGCGGGCCGCUCAUACAGCCCGUCCUCAUCCUGGAGCCCUCUGGACUCGUACACACCCCUCUCCUGGCCGUUCCAGGUCUGGUCACGCCUGUGGGAAACGCAAAAGCAACUCCAGCACCUGCGCAGACAGACGGCUCACAUGGAGACACUGGCAGUACCCAUGAUGCUCGGCGCCGCACACCGGCCGCUCUCUCGUACGCAGUCGUCUCCAGCCUCCACCUCGCUGACGCUGCCGGACAAAGCCUUGCCUCUCAGCACGGCACCGGAGCCGCCCCAGAGCCAGCCGCGCUUCACCACGGGUACACCGUCUCCACCAAUCACACGCCGUGUGCGUGUGGAGACAACAGCAGCCACCCAGAGCAUGCUGGGAGAAUCCAGAGCAUCUGGUCGCGCUUGCAGGAGAGGGGCCUCAGGGGCCAGUGUGAGAGUAUUCGGGGAAGGAAGGCCACUCUAGAGGAGUUACAGUCUGUCCAACCCUGCCAGAAACAUGUGGACAAUGACACCAUCUGGAACGAGAUGCACACGUCCACAGCGUCCCGCCUGGCAGCCGGGAGCGUGACAGAGCUGGCCUUCAGAGUGGCUAAAGGAGAGCUUAAGAACGGCUUUGCUGUGGUUAGGCCACCAGGACAUCACGCAGACCCGUCAAACCCCAUGGGUUUUUGUUUCUUCAACUCGGUGGCGAUUGCUGCUAAGCAGCUCCAGCAGAAGCUCAGCGCCAGUAAAAUCCUCAUCGUUGACUGGGAUGUUCAUCAUGGCAACGGCACCCAGGAAAUCUUCUACAACGACCCCAGCGUCCUCUACAUCUCUCUCCAUCGCUAUGAUAAUGGAAACUUCUUCCCCGGGAGUGGUGGAGCAGCAGAGGUGGGUUCUGGGGCCGGUGAGGGCUUCAACGUUAAUGUGGCGUGGACCGGUGGUCUGGAACCUCCCAUGGGCGAUGCUGAGUACCUGGCUGCCUUCAGGACGGUGGUGAUGCCCAUUGCUCAGGAGUUUUCCCCAGACGUCGUGUUGGUCUCUUCAGGGUUUGACGCUGCAGAAGGACACCCUGCUCCUUUGGGAGGAUACAAAGUCACAGCUAAAUGUUUCGGCUUUUUGACUCGGCAGUUGAUGGCGUUAGCAGGAGGACGUGUGGUUCUAGCAUUAGAGGGAGGUCACGACCUCACAGCCAUAUGUGAUGCUUCUGAGGCCUGUGUCAGCGCUCUGCUGGGACUGGAGGAGCCUCUUCCUGAGUCGACUCUCCUCCAGACGCCCAAUGCCAACGGAGUGCUUUCACUCCAGAGAGUGCUACAAAUACAGAGUCAGUAUUGGUCGUCACUGAAGCCGUUGAUGGGCACAGUGGGGAUGUCGUUUCUGGGUGCCCAGAGGAAAGACUGUGAGGAAACAGACACAGUGAAUGCGAUGGCAUCCCUCUCCGUGGGGGUCUUGACCAACAAAAGCCUUGCUGAUGAACCCAUGGAGCACGACGAAGACUCCCUUUAAACCAGGUCUUUACACGUCUGAAACUGUCCAGUAUCAAAUGGAGCUCCACACCAUGUGAACGAGCCGUGCCUCAGGGGGCGUGGCUUCCUCAUCAUGGCCCCUCCCCCAAGACACCAACUCAACCCUGACCACCAGCGCAGCGCGGCUAAGCUAACAACCCGCAGCCACAGUUCUGCCGGGGCUCUGGGAUCCACGUCAUCUUCUCCAUUCACGUACCACACAAACAAACACACUAGGACGCAUGAGUGUGUUUUUAACAUUCACUAAAAGAAUGUGCUGAAGGACUCCAGUCGCUCAGAUAUUCACCUCCGGUGCCUCAAAAGAGACUAUUUACUUUAGCUGGAGAUGCGAAAGCAGAGUUGCAGGAACGGUUGAGGAUUAUUUAACCUUUUUUAAAGGCAGCCCACUUGCGGACUGUGCUGGGAGAAAAUGAGGGGUUUCCUUGCACCUGGCAACCACAAAGUGGCUUCACUCUAUGAUGUCAUUACUAUUAACCACUAAAGAAGAAGAAAAAGAAGAAAACGAUCUCGACAACUGUGGGUUUUAUCAAUCGUAUUUUUUUUUUUUGCACUGUGCAUUCCAUAAUGUGAACCGUGAAAUUUUCCAAACCUCUGGGAAAAGAAAGAUCUAAUUCUGGAUCUAGUUUUACGCUUAAUGUUCUUUUUUUUUUUAAAGUGAAGCAAAAAACAGUUGCAUUCUUGUCAAGUUCAGUUACAUUCUACCUGCAUUCCCAGCAUGAAGGCUGUAAACUUGAAUACUUCGAAAUACUUAUUUGUACUGAUUUUGUGUAUCUGAUUUAACGCCUCAUGUUUUUAAAGGCCAGAGGGACAAGCCAGCUAUGAGCAAGUUUAUUGCACACACCCACCCACCUAAAAAAACACACAUAUACGCCCAUAUUUCUGUGCACACAUUGCAUCCUUAUGACCACUGUACAGUUAAUAUCGUGGACACAGGAAGUGCUUAAGCUUUCCCUAGACUAACUGUAACGCAAAGUAGCUCAGUCUCUUUUUAGACCAAACUAAUUUGAAUAUGAUGUCUAUAUAUGUGUGCGUGUGUAUCUAUCAGUCAUAUCUUUUAUCUGUUCUGUACUCACAAUCAAACCUCGACUGACCACAAGCAAAAGCGCAAAACGACAUUUGAAUGGGCUCUCGCGGCCACUUUAAUAGCAGCGUGUGAAAUUCUUUUAUAACACAAUUGUCUGUCGUUUUCACGGAUCUUUGUUGUUUUGGACGAGGGAAAUGACCAGCCUGUUAACCUGUGGAGAAGACAUGUCUCAAGUUGGUGCGCAGUUAAUGAUUUUCUUUCAUUGCUGCGCACUUACUGGCGUUUUUUUUUUAUGAGGGAUGCAUUGUUUUUGGAUGGCGUUCUGUUUUCCACAGCCUGCACAUAGAUGUCUAAUUCACACCAGUUGUGUGGAUGAAGUUUAUGGUGAUAUUAAAUAUGUCUCUCAGCCACUGGGAUUCACAUUUACGCCAUCAUCAAUAAACCGAAAUUAAUAUCACACCAAAACGGACAGACCUCGUUAAAUACUGUGCCACUCAUCAGCAUGUUCGGUUUCAAAAACGUAUCAUUUCUAAACCAAAAUCUGUCUAGUUGCGUAAUCCUGAUGGGCCAAACAGCCAAAAAUAAUGCGCUGGAAAUAAUGCUGUACCACAUGCUGGAUGGUCAUCGGUCGGGACGUUACAUUUAACUAGUAGCACAGUUCAUGGUGCUUGUUUGACUUUUGCGUUGUGCUUUUGGCUUAAUGAACGCCCCGACGGCUCGCGUUCGCGUUUCGGAUUUGUAUUGAUAUUCAUUGACCAAAUCUCAUGUUUUUGAGUUUGUGUUUACCUCUUUACCUCUGCAUUCACAAUCAAAUUCACACGUUAACAUGCUUUCCUGCGUUCACUACAAGAAACAAUCGUGACCUGGCAAAUUGCUGUUAUUGCGAACAUGUGGAAUAAAAAUAGAGGCAUUCCGUGUGCGAUUUUUCUGUAAUGCUGCAGAUAAAAGUGCCCAGCACCUGCCCGACCAACAAGUCUUUAAUUCAUCCCUUUCUUGCCUUGUACCAAACCACUGUGGCUAGUUCUACGUUUGUAUGAUUCCAUGUAAAUAGCACCAUCCAUUUAUCGACGUUUUGUGAGGUUUCAUGAAGACCCUGGGUAGCCUUUGCCCAUCAGACCCCCGUGAAGACUGUUGUAAAAUAGAGCAGAUGCAGACGUUCACUCAUUAAUGAAGUCAUAGCUAAUCGCUCAGAACUAGCGGCGGUCUUGCUGCGUAUUUAUAGUACUUCAAACAGUGCACUUGCAUUUCACCAUCAACAAAACAUGCCUGUUCAUCUUCAGACAAAUUGAAAACGACUUGGUUAGCGACAAAUCGACAGCACUUAGUGACAGUUUCGUUGGGACUGUUGCUAAAUACAGAUUUUGACAUUCCGUUGCAGUUUGGACACUGAUAUGCGUCUUACAUACAGUUCUAUUUUAGUGGUGUAUUUUUACAAUAGCUUUGUGCAUUUGUACUGUUUUGAUAUACCUCUCAAAGCGCUUGUAUUCUCUCGUCUCUCCGAACUCUUUAUGAAGUAAAACGGGGAGAGUGUGCUGUCGUCAUCGCUCGUGUAAAAGCAAACCAGCGUCGUCUUAAUUCUUCUGUCAUUUAUUCCCUUUUGCCUUCUUGUAUGGACAAUGUAAAUAGUUUCCUAUGACCAAAAGACUUCACCUACGUACCUUGAAGUACUUUACCUGUCGACCCCACUAACUGGAUCUGUUUAACAAAGCAUAACAGAAAUGAUGUUUUCCAAUCUUCCUUGUUUAUUUCCCGUUUCUUUCAUUUUUCUGUGUAUAGAAAAGAAUGUCUAUUUUGUACUGUUUCUAUCUUCCUAAUUAAAAAGAAAAGCAUUUUUUGUUUGCCUGAAUUUCA